Cryptomeria japonica (Japanese cedar) is the source of this 1593-nucleotide messenger RNA. RefSeq lists its product as uncharacterized. The record is from RefSeq and is a predicted model, not a curated record. The coding region runs from base 282 to 1445 and encodes 387 amino acids. The transcript has 11 exons. Lineage: Eukaryota; Viridiplantae; Streptophyta; Pinopsida; Cupressales; Cupressaceae.
CCUGCACAAAAUGCCUCGUGACAUUGACUACUAAAUGGAGAAGACUAACAAGUCCAUCUUCUAGAGAGAGUUUUUUCCAUGGCUCUUUUCAAAGUCCCAAAGUCAGUUCCAAUAUGAGAUCACAAUAGACUUUAUUAUAACUGUAAUCUGGACUUUUAGAAAUUUGAAGAAGUUAGGCAAAAGUGAUUAAAUGCCAGUACAAAUAUUCAAACUCAUUACUCUUGUGAACCCAUCUUCAUAUAUUCUGUAGUUGUUUUUUCAGAAGCUAACAUCUUUGCAGGAUGAAGAAGGGUUGGUUUAGUAUGCUCUUGGUUACCAUCAUAACAUUUCAAGUCAUUUCAGCAAUAGACUUCUACGACAUACUGCCCCCUUUGCCAUCAUGGUUACCAGAUACUAAUAAGCUUUGCAAUGUCACCAACUGUGGGAAUGGAAACUGCGUGGCUACAGAGCAAUACCCCUUUGUAAAAUGUGAAUGCAAUCCAGGAUGGAAACAACCAGAGCUUUACCUUGAUGUUCCUUUUCAACCCUGCGUCGUUCCCAAUUGCACCAUGGAUUUCACGUGCGGUGAUGUCUGCCACUUUCCUCCUGCCGAAGCACCCCUGCCUGCCCUUCCGAAAAUUGCAAACCCAUUUGAUCCAUGUUCAUAUGGUGUUUGCGGAGCUGGGAUCUGCACUCGUAAGUCCAACAACACAGUGGAAUAUCAAUGCAACUGCCUUAAGGGAUAUGGGAAUAUCAUGAACCAGACUUGGGGUUUCUGCUCUAGAUCAUGUGAACUCCAGGGAGACUGCUCGCGUCUUAAAAUUACAGUCAGUAGUAACGGUGCUGAAGUCACUCCGGCGACAAAAACUUCUUGUGUUCAUGACUUACUGCCCCCUUUGCCAUCACAGUCACCAGUUGCAGAUACUAAUCUUUGCAAUGUUACAAACUGUGGGAAUGGAACCUGCAAGACUACAAAUGUAUAUCCCUUUGUGAAAUGUGAAUGCAACCCAGGAUGGAAACAGCCAGAGCAUUACUACGAUGUUCCUUUUCAACCCUGCGUUGUUCCCAAUUGCACCAUAGAUUACACUUGCAGUGGAGCCAGCUCGCUGUCUCCUGCUGAGGCACCCUUGCCUGCCCUUUCGAAAAUUUCUGAGCCAUUGAAUCCAUGUUCAUACAACGUGUGUGGAGCUGGGAUCUGUAGACUUAAGUCCAAUGUCACUCGGGAAUAUCAGUGCAACUGCUUCGAGGGAUAUGCAAAUAUAAUGGACUGGACUUGGGGUUUCUGCUCUAAAGAAUGUGAACUCCAAAAGGACUGCUCGCACCUUAAUGUCUCAGUUAAUAACGAGACAACUCCUGAUUCUUCUUCUACCAAUGAUGCUCAAGAUGGUCUGAAGUUUAUGAAGGAAAACAGUCACUUGGUCAAAGGUUCAAUUCUGGCAACAUUGAUAAUGCUCUUGGUGAAAUGAUAUGAUGAAGCAGAACACGCCUUCUAAUAUUUAUUUGCAUUUUUUCCACUUUGGAAACAGUUGGAGGAUCGUAUUUGUUUACUGGGAUCUACCAUUUUAAUAAUAUGAUUCAGUUCUAUAUAAAUAAAUUUUCCAUCUUUUUAUAGAA